This is a messenger RNA of Auxenochlorella protothecoides, 960 nucleotides long. RefSeq names its product Peptidyl-prolyl cis-trans isomerase D. Bases 1 to 960 code for a protein of 319 amino acids. The record is from RefSeq and is a predicted model, not a curated record. NCBI's taxonomy places the organism in Eukaryota, Viridiplantae, Chlorophyta, Trebouxiophyceae, Chlorellales, Chlorellaceae. The transcript is spliced from 4 exons. Gene Ontology annotation, molecular function: protein binding.
AUGUUCCGAGGGGGGAGGGAGGGAGGGAUGGGCGUCGACCAGGGCAAGGCCAUGGAGGCCAGCUUCAAGGAGUUCCUGGCCCGGCCCGAGAACGCGGCGGUGGUGGAGAAGCAGCAGCGCAAGGAGGUGCGGCAGGCCCUCUCUGCCCAGGAGCGAGCCCAGCUGGAGGGCCUGCGCUCCGCGGUGCUGGGCGCCGACUUCGAGGCGCAGCGCGGUGUGGCCCCCUUCCUCCGCACGCCCUGCCUGCGGCGCGUGGUGCAGAGCUUCGCCAACGACCCGCGCGGCGACUUCUCCGCCUGGGCCGCCAACCCGCGCGUGCUGGAGAUGCUGGCGGCCGCGCAGGCCCUGCUGGACUCGGGGUCCAUGACCGAGGCGGAGAUGGAGCAUGUCAUGCUGGCCCAACUGCGCGACCCCUCCCACGAGGCCCACGCCGAGUUCCAGCGGAAAGCGCGGCGCGUGGCGCGCCUGCCCACCGACGCCCUGGUCGGGGCGCUGAACGAGCACCUGACCGAGCGGCGCAAGGGCAAUGAACUGUACCGGGCGCGGCGAUACGAGGCGGCGCUGGCGGCCUACACCCGUGCCGCCGCGGUGGUGGAGUUUGUGGAGGGCUUGGGCAGCGCCGACCAGGCUGAGGUGGUGCUCAACCGCGUGGCGGUGUACAACAACAUCGCGGCGGUGCACCUGGAGCAAAAGGACUACGGCCUGGCGGUGGAAUUCUGCGACAAAGUCCUGGCCCUCGACCCAGACAACGCGCGAGCGCGGCUGCGACGCGCCAAGGCCAAUGUAGGUCGGCACCAGUAUGGUCUCGCCGACGCCGACCUGGCGGACGCCGACCGCGCCAGCGGCGGCUGGCCGGCGGCCGGCGUGGAGGAGGUGCGGGCGGCGCUGGCGCGGGCGAGGAGGGAGGGCGCCGCCAGCGAGCGCAACUCCUUUGGCCGCAUGUUUGCCCAGAAGGCCUGA